UAGAGACCAGAGACAACUAAUCUUUUACUACCGUAACAAAAGUAUUUUUUGUACUUUUCAGUAGUUGAUGAAUUUUUAAGUUUUUUUUUAUUAAUAAAUUCUAUUUGUAAUUUAUAUACCUUGUUUUUUUAAUUCUUUUUUUUAUAAACUUUUAUCUACCAAUUACAGAAAUGGGAGUUGAGAUUGAAACGAUUAAACCGGGUGAUGGUCAAACAUUCCCCAAAACAGGACAAACUGUUGUUGUACAUUAUACUGGUACAUUAGCUGACGGGUCAAAAUUUGACUCUUCUCGAGAUAGAGGUAAACCCUUCAAAUUUAGAAUAGGUAAAGGAGAAGUCAUUAAAGGCUGGGAUAAUGGUGUAGCUCAAAUGAGUGUAGGACAGCGUGCAAAAUUGAUUUGCUCACCUGAUUUUGCUUAUGGCUCACUAGGACAUCCUGGAAUUAUUCCACCGAAUGCCACUUUAACAUUUGAUGUAGAGCUUCUGAAACUGGAGUGAAUGAUGAUCAUGUUAUUCUCAUUUGUGCAUGGAUUUAGAAGUGCACACCAAUAUCCUAAACAAGUUUUAUUUCCAUUUCAUUUGUUUGCUUAUUGUUUGGAUAAGAAAAAUUCUUAUGUUUCUGCAUUUUUAAAUCAAUGUAUGCUUUUAUUUCUAUUUUUAACAUUAAGGUCAUUUCAUAAGUUAUUAAUAUUUUUUUUUUCUCUUUUAAAUGAGAGAUAAUUUUGUAUUGUUUUGUAUUUUGUUUUAUUUACAGUAUUUCACCUAACAAAUCUUGGCUGAUUUAUAUCUUGAUGAUACCAUGUUUCAUUUGAAAUUUUAUCUGGAAAAUAAGAUAUUUUUGGUUGUAUAAUCCCAUAUAAAAAUUUAAUGUUUGUGCUAUCAUUAUAAAAGCAACCUAUUUAUAAAUUAAAGUUUUUAAAUUAAAUGUUUCAAAUUUUGUGAUUUCUUGAUGUGUAGAUAUUAGUUUAUUCUUAAAAGUAUGCUUAAAUUUUGCUUAAUAUCUUUGUGCAUUCGUUUUCUUGUAGUAGCACCUAAUCUUAAAGCAUUGCAUUUAAAACUAUGUAGGUUUUGUUUUAUUUUUACUAUUAAAUAUAUUAAAUUAAUUUAACAGUGCAUUUGUUUUGCCUUCUAUUUUUCUUUUCCAUAAAUAUCUUGUGAUGGUUAAAUUGGGUGUGCUUAUUUCUAAGUAUGGUAAAAGUGGUAUGUAGACACUUGUUAAAAGUAGGGUUUCUGUCGAAUCAAUAUUUUCUCUUUUAUUGGAACUUUGAAGAUUAUUUUUAGUUUUACCUAUGCUUCUACCAAGUGUUAAUCAUUAGUUCUAAGUAUAUUUAUUAAUCAUAAAUUAUUAAAAAAAAAUUUUUUUUUGAUGCUUGUAAUUAGAAAAAUUAAAAUGCUUUUCCUUGUAGCUAAUAUUUUAUGUAGUCCUUGUUAUAGUGUUUUUCUGGGAUGCUAACCUCUACAGAUUUUACAAGUUAAAUUACAUAGCUAAUAAUGAACUUCUUUGAAUAAUUUGUAUUUGAAUAAUUAUUUUAAAAGGUGUGGGAUAUUUUGUAAGUUGAGUGUUUAAAAUAAACAGGAACUGUCGGAAAAGGAUUAAAAGAUUAUAAAUAGAUUUGGGAUAAAGAAAUUGUUGAUUAAGUAAAGUUAUCUGGUUGGCAUCCCUAUAUUGUAUGCUAUUUGUUUCGUUAUAACUAAUUAGUGUGUUCUAGACAUCUGCUAAGUACAAUAAGAUAUUCCUCGAAUCUUAUGAUUUAUGUGACAUGUGAUAAAUUUUCGAAACAAAAUAAAAGUGAGGUGAAUUUAUUUGUGUAUUCAUAUCGUGGUCUUGUGAUUAGUAAAUCUGAAUAGGUAUAGAUAAUUAUGUAAUUCCAUUACCUGCAGUAAGUAAAAAAAUAAAAUCUCUGAAGUAUUUUCUGCCAAACAUCAAGGAUAUAUGCAAUUUUUAAUUUAAAAUGCAACUGAUUAUUCUAAUCUUGCACUAUGAGGCCUUUUUCGCCUGCAUCAAAACAGUAAACUUUUUAUGUAUUUAAUUGGUCUGUUGUCAGUGAAUUGUAGAAUUGAUAUAUUCAUGCCUAUACAUAUGAAAUGUUUUUGUCUGUGCAUUUUGUCAGAUGCUAUGUACCCAUUUUUAUGAAUAUAAAUAAAAAAAAAUGUCCCUCUGCA
Parasteatoda tepidariorum (common house spider) is the source of this 2162-nucleotide messenger RNA. RefSeq names its product peptidyl-prolyl cis-trans isomerase Fkbp12 (gene Fkbp12). Gene Ontology annotation, biological process: protein peptidyl-prolyl isomerization. Lineage: Eukaryota; Metazoa; Arthropoda; Arachnida; Araneae; Theridiidae. The record is from RefSeq and is a predicted model, not a curated record. Gene Ontology annotation, cellular component: sarcoplasmic reticulum membrane; cytoplasm. Gene Ontology annotation, molecular function: peptidyl-prolyl cis-trans isomerase activity.